AGCAAGGAAAUACAAACAAAACAUAAACAAUCACUGCAAUGGAACCGAUUUAUUGGACGAAAAGCGAACGUUUCUUGUAAAUUAAAUUAAAUCACACGAAGUAGAAUGGAAUUUUGCCUUGCACGAGAUGGUAUACUUAAAACGGAAGGACCAGAAAAUAAUCCUGUAUCAUUUUCCUUAACUUCUGCUCCACCAAUCGAUUUCGCGAUUCAAGGCGUAGAUCAGAUUUGUGAUGAGGAAUUCACACAGAGAAGUGAUCCUCAUAAAAACGUCUUAGUACAUAAUGGGAAACAGGUGUAUAGUUGCGAGAUUUGCGGAGAUCAAUUUUCAUUGAAGAACGCCCUAAAUAAGCACACGAUCGUUCAUAUUAAACACCAACAAUUAGAGUGUAAUGUCUGUGGCAAAGAAUUUCGGUCUAAUCAGCGAUUGAAGGACCACACAAAUUUACACACAGGAGAGCGUCCGUACAAGUGCGCUAAAUGCGAAAAAAAUUUUUCGUCUAAAAUAAUUCUUGUUCAACACAUGCACAUUCACACAAGCCAGCGUUCGUACAAAUGCAUUGUAUGCGGAAAAGAAUUUACCAUUAAGGCUUAUCUAACUAAACAUAUGUCGAUUCACCAGAGUGAGUACAGGUAUAAGUGCGACGUGUGUGGCAAAGGCUUUAAUCAUGGUACUAGCCUCACGAAACACAAACGCAUACAUACGAACGAGAAGUUCAAAUGUACCAUAUGCGAGAAAGAUUUUACCACUAAGUACUAUCUCAGCAGACACAUAAAUAUUCAUGUGGAUGACUACGAUCACAAGUGUGAAGUGUGCGGCAAAGGAUUCAUCGCCAAAUCGCUUUUGAAAGACCACGAACAUAGUCACACAGGUGAACAGCCUUACAAAUGCACUGUAUGUGGAAAAGACUUUCAUGGUAAAAUAAAUCUUGCAUUACACAUGCAUCUUCACACAAGUGAACGACCGUACAAAUGCACCGUGUGUGGAAAAGAUUUCACCAUUAUGGCUUACCUAUCGAAACACAUGCUUAUUCACACGGAUGAUUAUAGGCAUGAGUGUGAAGUGUGUGGCAAAGGAUUUGUGACCAGAUCACUCCUGAAAGACCACGAACGCUGCCAUACAGGAGAGCGACCGUACAAAUGCACUGUAUGUGGAAAAGAUUUCGCGAUUCAGUCUUACCUAUCCAGACACAUGUUUAUUCACGAAAGUGACUACAGGUACAAGUGUGAAGUGUGUGGUAAAGGCAUUAAUGAUGGUUCAAGCUUCGCAAAACACAAACGUCUUCAUACGAACGAGAAACACAAAUGCACCAUAUGCGGAAAAGAUUUUACCACCAAAAGUUACCUAAGCGAACACAUGCUUAGCCACACGGGUAAUUACAAGCAUAAAUGUGACGUGUGUGGCAAAGGAUUCACAAAAAGAAUAUUGCUGAAAGAUCACAAACACAGUCAUACAGGUCUGCGACCGUACAAAUGCAAUGUGUGCGACAAAGAUUUUUCCGGUAAAAUAAAUCUUGCUCUACACAUGCGCUUUCACGCAAGCGAGCGACCUUACAAAUGCGCCGUUUGUGGGAAAGGUUUUGUCAUUAAGUCUUUCCUAUCCAGACAUAUGUCUAUUCAUGAAAGUGGCUACAAACAUAAGUGUGAGGUAUGUGGCCAAGAAUUCGAAACUAGCUUACUUUUGAAAGACCAUGACCACAAUGUAAUCGGCAUUACAAACGCAAUGUUACCUAGUGUAUGAAUAAUCGAGGCG
Malaya genurostris is the source of this 1752-nucleotide messenger RNA. Its product is annotated as zinc finger protein OZF-like. The record is from RefSeq and is a predicted model, not a curated record. Bases 106 to 1740 code for a protein of 544 amino acids. The transcript has 2 exons. Lineage: Eukaryota; Metazoa; Arthropoda; Insecta; Diptera; Culicidae.